Pantherophis guttatus is the source of this 1370-nucleotide messenger RNA. The record is from RefSeq and is a predicted model, not a curated record. Lineage: Eukaryota; Metazoa; Chordata; Lepidosauria; Squamata; Colubridae.
CUCCCACACUUUCCAGUCCUGCCUUUCAAGCAAUGGCUGUCUGGGCAGGAGGUGGGGGGGGGUGUACCAUCAGCCCUCCCUCUACCCCCCCCACCCUUUAAGGAGAUGGUUUGGUCCCAGCGUUAAUUGCUUUGUGGAAUCCUUCAAGGUAGAUCGAUCCAUGGGAUUCAAUUUCAUCUUAGCCAAGGUGUGCCAAACGUCUUAGGAAGUCAGGGGUGGGUGGGAAAAGAGCCCCUUUCUGGUCAUCCACCUUGGAAGAGGGUUCUGCAGGGGUUGCUGCAGUGCCCCCCCCCCACUCCUUCCCUCCCUCCCAGCCCAGGUGACUCUUCCCCAGAUCAUCUCAGCACUCCAGCCCGAACGGUCUGACUUGGCUCCCAUCUUCACUUUUCGGCAGGAAAAUCUCUCCAAAGCAGGUUUCCUCAUGAAGGGCGAAACUCCCGUCAACAGCACAAUGAGCAUCGGCCAAGCUCGCAAAAUGGUGGAACAGCUGAAGAUUGAGGCCAGCAUGUGCCGAAUAAAGGUGUCCAAAGCGGCUGCCGAUUUGAUGACCUACUGCGAUGCCCACGCCUGCGAGGACCCCCUCAUUAGCCCUGUGCCCACCUCGGAAAACCCCUUCCGGGAAAAGAAAUUCUUCUGCGCCCUGCUUUGAACUAUUUUUGCUCCCAUCCACUUGCCCCUCAUCCCCGACGCCAAGUCGUGUCCCUUUCCUUCACCCCCUCACCCCUCUUAUACUCAUCCAUCUGUAUGGAGUUGGGUUAUUGCAGGACGCUUGGCCUCCAAGCUCCUAUUCACUGGGGGUAGAGAAGGGGGGGGGGAGGUUGUCUUCAUGGCAGAUCUAUUUUCUCCUGCAGAGAGCCCUCCGCAACUCUUGUUUUCGCAAAAGCUUCCAAACCCAGGAAGCAGAUCCUUUGAAUAAUACAGAGCAUUAUUAUGGAAGGAACAGCCUCAUUUCCCCCCCCCCAAAGAUGGGGGGAGCUGUGGUUUGCUUAGGGGGUGGGGGAAAAAAAUCAGGGUACUCAAAUACCCUCCCCCAAUUGGAUCAAAAAGUCAGCAAGCAUUGCAAUUCCAUAAACCCCCAGGAUCCGACCUAAGGAGUUUCGUUCCGGCAUUCACGUCCAACAUCGUUCCCACCAACUUCACACCAUGGUUAAAAAAGUUUAGCUCCGAAACGAGGUUAUUGAAGCCAGCCCUCUCCUCCUCCUCCUCUUCCUCCCCUGCCCCGAAGGUCUUCCCGCCCACCCCCCCUUUCCCCCACCUCCCCCAGGAAGGGCAGAAGGUUUCCACGACAAGCCGAUGGUUCUUCUCACAACUUUUCACCCGUUCUGUAUGUCAGAAAAGCACGGAAAGUGAAUAAAAUUUACUGGAGUUCA